UCUUCACUUUCUCUUCUUCAUCUUUCAUAAACAAACCAACAAGAUGGGAUCUUGUGUUAGUCUUGCCAUGGAAAAUGGAAGCCCUUAUCAUGGGAAGGAUUCGAGUGAUUAUGAGAAAAAUGGAAGCAAUGAAUCGAACGGUUCGAGUUCGUCGGCGUCGGUUCAUCCAAGUCCAAGAACGGAGGAUGAGAUUUUGCAGUCUUCAAAUCUGAAGAGGUUUUGCUUUAAUGAGCUGAAAAAGGCCACUGGGAAUUUCCGUCAAAGGAGCAUGGUGGGAGAGGGAGGUUUUGGGAGUGUGUUUAAAGGCUGGAUCGAUGACCACUCACUCACCGCCACCAAGUCCGGCACUGGCAUAGCUAUUGCUGUCAAAAGACACAAUCAAGAUGGCAUGCAAGGCCACAGUGAAUGGUUGGCGGAAAUCAACUAUUUGGGACAAUUGCAUCAUCCAAAUCUUGUGAAGCUUGUCGGAUAUUGCUUGGAGAAUGACGACCAGCUUCUUGCUUAUGAGUUCAUGUCGCGUGGCAGCUUGGACAAUCAUCUUUUUGGGAGAGGAUCUUGGUCUCAACCUCUUUCAUGGAAGCUACGUAUGAAAAUUGCUCUUGAUGCUGCUAGGGGUUUGGCAUAUUUGCAUAGCAAAAAAGUCAUCCAUCGUGACUUCAAAUCCUCAAACAUCUUGCUUGAUGCGAACUACGACGCGAAAAUCUCAGACUUUGGAUUAGCCAAGGACGGACCAAUAGGCAACCAAAGCCACGUUUCGACACGAUGCAUGGGUACCUAUGGCUAUGCAGCGCCAGAAUACAUGUCUACGGGUCAUUUGAUGCCGAAGAGCGACGUAUAUAGUUUUGGAGCGGUUCUACUUGAGAUUUUAUGCGGUAGAGGAGCGUUGGACUCGACGAAGCCUCCGAAAGAACAAAACUUGGUAGAUUGGGCAAGGCCUUGUGUUAACCACAGACGAGUAUCGAGGAUUAUGGAUGGUAGAAUAGAGGGGCAGUGUGAGGUAAAGAAGGCACUUAGAGUAGCUAAGCUUGCGUUUAAAUGCCUGUCGGAAGACCCCAAACACAGGCCUUCGAUGUAUGAAGUAGUGACGGAUUUGGAGGAACUUCAGGACUUGGAAUGAGCGAUGGAGGUGGCAAAGGAGUAGGAUCAUCGUUCACCAUCAUGAAAAUGCAGAAACAUUAUCAUUAUUCUCUGCAUUUUUUGGUUUUUGUUUAGUUUGUUUGGUUCAACAUGUGAAAUAUUGCAUGUAAAUCUGGAUGAAAUGUGUUUUAGAGCAUGCAGUUUAUUCCAUUUAUGGAUAUCUGCUUCCUUUUUUCCAUGCUA
Cucurbita moschata (crookneck pumpkin) is the source of this 1320-nucleotide messenger RNA. RefSeq names its product receptor-like cytoplasmic kinase 176. The record is from RefSeq and is a predicted model, not a curated record. The transcript is spliced from 6 exons. Lineage: Eukaryota; Viridiplantae; Streptophyta; Magnoliopsida; Cucurbitales; Cucurbitaceae. Gene Ontology annotation, biological process: protein phosphorylation. Gene Ontology annotation, molecular function: protein kinase activity; ATP binding. The coding region runs from base 44 to 1117 and encodes 357 amino acids.